Molecule: messenger RNA, 207 nt
Organism: Emiliania huxleyi CCMP1516
Lineage: Eukaryota; Haptophyta; Isochrysidales; Noelaerhabdaceae
Exons: 1
Biological process (GO): protein ubiquitination
Molecular function (GO): ubiquitin-protein transferase activity
Source: RefSeq, a predicted model, not a curated record
CCGGCCGACUUCAUCUGCCCAAUCACGACCGAGGUGAUGAGCGACCCGGUGAUGGCGGCGGACGGCCAUUCCUACGAGCGGAAGCAGAUCGAGCGCUGGCUCGCGGCCAAGUCGACGAGCCCGAUGACGGGCGAGGCGCUCCAGCACACGCACACCUUCCCAAACCACGCGCUGCGCCGGCAGAUCCGAGAGUGGCAAGAGGCGCAU